AUGUUUGAAAAAAAAGAAAAAGAAAGAAUUAAUAAUAAUUUGAAAAAUUAAAUGUUUACUCCACCAAACUUUGCUGCUCAUUCUGCCUUACAUAAAAUAACUAAAAUCAUGGCUAGAAUAUUUUAGUUAUAUGAUAAGUUAAAAAUUGAAAGUACAAUAGAAAUACCUAAGUCAAAUUAAGUAAGAAUUUUAAUUCAAUUUAGAAAUUAAGUAAAACACUAAAGAACCUUUAUGUAAUGAAUCUAAAUGAUGAAACUCUCAUCUUAGCUUUUUAUUUUGUUGAUUAAAUAACUAAAAAGCUAAGAAUUUUUCUUAACUUAGAAAAUAGUACUGGAUUAUUAAUUGGAUCAAUUAUAAUUGCUGAUAAAAUUCUAAAUGAUUAACCUAGAAAUAUUGAGAAAUAUAAAUUGGCUAGUGGACUCAAAAAAGAAUAACUUAUUUAAAUAGAAACAUAUUUUUUAGAAACUUUAGAUUACAAUCUAUUUGUUUCUGAAGAAAAUUUCUAAAAAUACUAUAAAAGAGUAUAAGAUUAUUGA
This is a messenger RNA of Paramecium pentaurelia, 536 nucleotides long. Lineage: Eukaryota; Ciliophora; Oligohymenophorea; Peniculida; Parameciidae. The record is from the annotation of a GenBank genome assembly.